GCCAUCUCCGUUUUGUGCUUUUAUUCUUUAAAAGGGAGAGUUUUCACUUUCGGUCUGGCAGACGCGAUGAAGUGGCUGGUAGUUCUUUUUUGCUAUCUGGCCUGCUCCAGGGGGACAUUUCUGCUUCCGUUACUACUGUACAAUUUGAUUAAUCCAAGACAACCUGCGAUGACCCAUAAGCCCGAACCGCCUCAUUACGACUUCGUCAAAGUUUACGACCACUUCGAUCACCAUGGAGACCAUCACGACGAUCACCACGGUCACCAUGGAGACCAUCACGAUGAUCAUCACGACCACCAUUUAGACCAUCACGACGAUCACCACGGUCACCAUGGAGACCAUCACGACGAUCACCAUGACCACCAUGUAGACCAUCACGACGACUACCACGAUCACCAUCACUACAAAGUUGUCAAACUGGAACCUCCCAAAAUAAAAGUCAUACCCGGCCUGGUGAAGAUCUCCGAUCCGGUCGUCAAAGUCAAAGUCAAAGUGACAAAAGAAAAAGACUACGAAGACCAUACUGAUAAGUACGACUAUUGAUUUCCAUUAUUGAAACAAAAUAAUAAAUAUUUAAACCUA
Messenger RNA from Cimex lectularius (bed bug), 582 nucleotides. RefSeq lists its product as uncharacterized. The transcript has 2 exons. Bases 67 to 543 code for a protein of 158 amino acids. NCBI's taxonomy places the organism in Eukaryota, Metazoa, Arthropoda, Insecta, Hemiptera, Cimicidae. The record is from RefSeq and is a predicted model, not a curated record.